This is a messenger RNA of Drepanopeziza brunnea f. sp. 'multigermtubi' MB_m1, 1335 nucleotides long. RefSeq lists its product as uncharacterized. Gene Ontology annotation, cellular component: membrane. Gene Ontology annotation, biological process: molybdate ion transport. The record is from RefSeq and is a predicted model, not a curated record. Gene Ontology annotation, molecular function: molybdate ion transmembrane transporter activity. NCBI's taxonomy places the organism in Eukaryota, Fungi, Ascomycota, Leotiomycetes, Helotiales, Drepanopezizaceae.
AUGAAUUUCUACGACCAAAACUUCCUUCUUCUGGUGACAGGCUGUGGGGCCCUCUCUUGGAGACAGUGUCACAGUAAGGAACAGUCACCGGAGGAAAAAGCUCUGAACCAGCCUCCGGUCACUCCAAGAGCACAGGCCGAAGCGAGACAGUUUACGAGAUUAUUUCUCAUUGUGUACUGUCUGGUGAUGGGGUCAGACUGGUUGCAAGGCCCGUAUGUAUAUAGCUUAUAUAAGGACCAAUUCGGCCUAAGAGAGACUAUAGUAGCAGCCCUAUUCACAACAGGGUUCCUCUCCGGAGGUAUCUCCGGAUACUUCGUUGGUCAGUUUGCGGAUCGAUAUGGACGCAAGGUAGCCUGUCUAGUCUUCUGCAUCACCUACUCUAUAGCAUGCUUCUCGACUCUCAUUCCCAGCGUCCCAGUCCUCUUCUACGGCCGUGUCUUUGGCGGCCUCUCAACCAGCCUGAUGUACAGCGCCUUCGAAAGCUGGAUGGUCACCGAAUACCACAAGAGACAGACGGAGAGAACCGGCUCCAGUUUGAGUGGAAUGUACGGCAUCAUGACCACGUUAAACAGCAUUGUCGCCAUCUUGUCAGGUGUAUUUAGCGAGUGGCUCGUGAACGUUACUAAUACCAAGCGCGCGCCUUUCAUGGCGAGCGCAGUACUGCUCAUCGUAGCAUUCUGGAUCAUCCUCCUCUGCUGGAAAGAAAACUACGGCGACAGCCACAAUACGUCGGAAACCUCGACCGUCGUCCACAAAGACGCGCUCAAGACAUUCUUCACCGACAAGCGGAUCUUGACGCUAGGUCUCGCGUCGUGUUUCUUCGAGGGCAGCAUGUACCUGUUCGUUUUCUUCUGGACACCCGCUCUGAAGGCCGCGCAGACGCUUGCUGGCUCGCCGGCUCUCCCGCUCGGAAUGAUCUUUGCGUGUUUCAUGGGCUCCGUCAUGCUCGGCUCUCUGGCCUUCAAUCUCCUCGUCACAAAAUACAAACUCAUCUCGCACUCGCGCCUCUUGACCAUCAUCUUCGCCACGGCCAGCAGCAGCCUUCUGAUUCCGGUUAUCGUCCAAAAUGAAGCAUUGACGUUUUGGAGUUUCUGCGUCUUCGAAGCAUGUGUGGGCAUGUACUGGCCCAGUGUCGGGUACCUGAAAGGCCGUUUCAUCGAUGACGGGAUCCGUGCGAGGAUUUAUGGGAUGUUAAGGAUCCCUCUGAAUAUUUUUGUGGUCGUUGCAUUGUCAUUGAUCAAGGAAGGGACGGAUUACAGGAAUUUGGUAUUUAUGACUUGCAGUGGGUUGCUUGUCUUAACGUCGGGCAUCUUUCAAUAUUGUGUCAGCGAUUAA